AUGUACAGGUGUUCGGAUUGUCCAAAACAUUGGGAAAAAUUUGAUGAGAAGAAGUGUUUUCUAUUUCCGACCCACUCUUCUUCGAUUGUAUCAUGGAAUGAAGCGCAACAUAUUUGUCGCUCGCUGAUUGCACAACCGUUAGUAAUCAGUACAAGAACGGAAUUCAUUGCAUUACAACGUCAUAUGAAAUAUACAUCGCAUGAAGAUGAUCCUUUGACUGUUGCUGUUCAUUUUCAUCAAGGUAUAUGGAUUCAAAUCGAUAAUAAGUGGACCGACUCACAUCUAUGGUGUGAUAAGAAUGUUGCACAUCGUUUUGGAGAUUGCGUACAAGUGCGAUGGAAUAGUUCGACAGAAAUGAUUUGUUUACGAUAUGUAUCAUGUACUAGAAGAGCUCAGUACAUAUGUGAAGUUUCAAGUCGAACAGAAUCGUAUUUCGACAACAGUCGAAGACUUCGAAUUUUAUCUCGAAGGACUAAACGGUUGAUUACUGAAGAACAUAUCCGAGCUCUUCCUAACAAGAAGCCUCCGAAAACGCCACCGAAAAAACCAGGAGCAUCAACACCGAAUAAAAAUCCUGCUUCCUCAAUAAAUAAUGCUGGAAACAUUCUUGUCAGUGGGAUCAAUACUGCUGGUCACGUUGCUAAUGCAGUGAAUAAUGUGUUUGGCGGCGCAAACAAUGCUAACAACGGGAAUACUAAUCAAAAUUACAACUCACAAAAUGAUUAUACUAAUAAUAAUCUGCAAGCGCUUGGAUCUGGUAAUGGUGAUAACAACAAAUCAGAUACCAGUUGGACGACUAUACUUUUUAUUGGCGCUCUUGUUAUCGGUGGAAUCAUGUUUGUAUUCGUCGUACUAUUCAUCGUAAUCUGUUUAUUACGAAAGAGUAAAACAAAUUCACGCAAUCGAAGAAGUGCUGGAAGUGUAGAAAGUACUCUAACUACCGGGACAUCCGAAUAA
Molecule: messenger RNA, 957 nt
Organism: Adineta ricciae
Lineage: Eukaryota; Metazoa; Rotifera; Eurotatoria; Adinetida; Adinetidae
Source: the annotation of a GenBank genome assembly